CACAUUUCUGACAUCAGGAUCAGAUUAUUAUUGGAAGAGGACGAUCAAGUUUCCAUUUAUAAGUGGUAAUGUUUUUAUCCGGCUUAUCCAAGGAUUAUGUGUGCUUCAUUCACAACCUGUGGCUCCAUUGUGUCUUUAAGUGUUUAUAAAGUGAGUUUUUGUGAUUUAGAGUGGAAGACAUGAUAUAUAACUUCUGUGCCGAGUUUUAAAAGUGUUGCUUAUGGUGAUCGAACUACCCAAAACAACAAAUGCCAGGAUGGGCAACGCAGGUUCUUCUCGACAAAGUACGUUACACCAGAGAAUUAAACAGUAUCCUGUAGACAGCAUGAAAAUGCCCAUGCCUGAGCAGAAUGAAUUGGAAAAACGAUUUACGAAAGUUCUGGCGUCAAUGGAUUUACCACCUGACAAAGUGAAACUACUGAGGCAAUAUGAUGAUGAAAAGAAAUGGGACAUGAUAUGUGAUCAGGAAAAAGUCAUGGCUAAAGCAUCUCCUGCAUUUUAUCUGCGAAAACUUAAGACAUAUCUUGACCCAAAAGCUUCUAGAAGAGCCCGUAUGCGCAAAAUUCUCGGUGAUGCUACGUCAACACAAGUUUUAAGAGAUUUAGAAAUAUCUUUGAGAACUAACAACAUUGAGUGGGUUAGAGAAUUCCUCAAUGAAGAAAAUAUGGGGCUUGAUGUUUUAGUCAAUUAUUUAUCAUUUCGUCUUCUAAUAGUUAGGCAUGAACAAAUUGUAAGCCAAGCUAACCAUGAAGAAGGAGGGGAAGUAGUAUCAAAUGGAAAUGCAAUAGGUGGCAAAAAUAGACCUCUUCUUCAUGUUGAGAGCUUAAAAGUGCGAAGAGCAACAAAACACAUAGCCAAAUUAAACAUGGGUGAAGCAAAAGAUGACAUUCAUGUGUGCAUCAUGUGCUUAAGAGCCAUAAUGAACAAUAAGUAUGGCUUCAAUAUGGUAAUUGAGCACACUCAAGCUAUCAAUUGUAUUGCUCUAAGCCUGAAUCACAAAAGUUUGCGAACUAAAGCAUUAGUACUUGAACUUCUUGCUGCCAUUUGUCUAGUGAAAGGUGGACAUCAAAUUAUUUUGAAUGCAUUUGAUAAUUUUAAAGAAGUUUGUGGGGAAAAGAAAAGAUUUCAAACAUUAAUGGACUAUUUUAUAAAUUAUGAAGUUUUCAAUAUAGAUUUUAUGGUUGCAUGUAUGCAAUUUGUGAACAUUGUCGUCCAUUCAGUAGAAGAUAUGAAUUUUAGAGUCCAUUUACAAUAUGAAUUUACUCAAAUUGGUUUGGAUGAUUAUUUAGAAAAGCUACGACAAACUGAGAGUGAAGAACUACAAGUGCAAAUUUCUGCAUAUUUAGACAAUGUAUUUGAUGUUGGUGCUCUUAUGGAAGAUUCUGAAACGAAGAGUGCAGCAUUAGAACAAGUAGCAGAAUUGGAAGAACAGCUCUCUCGUGCAAAUGAACAGAUCCAAGAAAUGGAAAAUGAGCUUAUGGCAAGAUUGGUGGAGCUUGAAACUCAUCUUGAAACUGUCAUUAGGGAACGAAAUGAACUUCUGGAAAUUCAUAAGCAAACUGAUGAAGAAUUAAAUACAUUACGAAGAGCUGUUUCUCAAAAAGAAGAGGAGUCACGUCAAAGGCAAAGUCUGCUUGAAUCAAAAAUACAAGAAUUAGAAGUUUUACAGAAUACUCUUCCAAGAGGUGCCACAAUGAAUACUACAACAAUGGAUGGACGAGCUCCUGUUAUGUCACAGGCUAUGCCGCCCCCUCCUCCUCCACCUCCACCACCACCUCCAAUGAGUGCUGUACCUCCACCUCCUCCUCCACCCCAAAUGUUAAAUAAAGCACCUCCUGGUCCACCACCAAUGCCUGGUAUGAUGCAGGCACCACAAGAUGCCAUGACAAUCAAAAGGAAAUUCCAAACCAAAUAUAAAUUGCCAACCCUUAACUGGAUAGCACUCAAGCCUAACCAAGUAAAAGGGACAAUAUUUAGUGAACUUGAUGAAGAUAAAUUGUACAGUAUUAUUGAUUUUGAAGAAUUUGAAGAACACUUCAAACUGGGUAUACAGGGAGCUUUCUCAGAUCGCAAUGAUGAAAUUAAUGGAAGCAAAAGGUUUAAAGUUCCUGAGAAAGUUACCUUGUUAGAACAUAAUAGGUUAAGAAAUAUGGCUAUAUCCAGACGUAAAGUAGAACUUCCUUGUGAUGUUGUUGUAAGAGCUAUUAAUGCUUUGGAUUUAACAACUUUAUCCCAGGAGUUUGUAGAGAUACUUUUAAGAAUGGUGCCAACAGAAGCUGAGAUGAAAGCUUACAAAGAGUAUGAGAGAAAUCGAAAGCCAGUAGAUGCAUUAACAGAUGAAGACAAAUUUCUCUUCCAAUUAUGUAAGGUGGAAAGAUUGUCCCAGAAAUUAAAUAUCAUGAGCUAUAUGGCAAGCUUUAUGGAAAACAUCCAACUUAUAACGCCGCAAAUUCAUGCUGUUAUUGCUGCAUCUAGAUCAAUAAAAAAUUCCAAGAAAGUAAAGAAACUUCUUGAGGUUAUUUUAGCGUUUGGUAAUUACAUGAACAGCUCAAAGCGUGGCCCUGCAUAUGGCUUCAAACUCCAGAGUUUAGAUAUGCUGGCUGAUACAAAAACUGCUGAUAGGAAGAUUUCACUUCUUCAUUACAUAGCAGAGACAGUAAAGCAGAAGUUUCCAGAAAUCUCAAACUUUGACAGUGAAUUAAGGUUUAUAGAAAAAGCAGCAUCAGUAUCUAUGGAAAAUAUUCUGACUGAUGUCCAUGAACUGGAAAAAGGUAUGGACCUCUGCAAAAAAGAAUUGCAGUUGAGACGGGAUGCACGUGAUGCAGCAGUUCUUAAAGACUUCAUAGGUAACUCAGAAGAAAAACUUCGAAAAAUGAAGAAUGAAGCAAAAACUGCUCAGGAUGCUUAUUCCGAUUGUGUGGAAUAUUUUGGUGACAGCACUCGAUCUAUUGCUGCUAACACCUUUUUCUCGCUUUUUGUUCGCUUCACAAAAGCAUAUAAGCAAGCUGAACUUGACAAUGAAGCAAGAAGAAGGCAACAGGAAGCAGCAGCAAGGGAGAGUGAAAAGAAUGCUGCAGAAAGUGUAUCAAAAAAGAAUAGUUUAAAUUCAAGAAAAAACAAUCAAGAAGCUGUGAUUAAUGAAUUGAAAAGCAAAACUAAGCAAGUGAAAGAAACUCGUUUGCUUAAACAAGAUGAAGUAUACAAUGGAGCUUUAGAAGAUAUUUUACUUGGUUUAAAAAGUGAACCAUAUCGUCGUGCAGAUGCUGUUCGCAGAAGUCAGAGACGAAGACAAGAAAAUAUUCGAUUGUCGCAUACAAUGGAUGAAUUAGACUUUUGAAAUGUUGAUUAAAUUUUAGUUCCAAAUUGAGUACCUUAAUUUGACUUGGUGAUUCAAUAAUGUGCCAUUUGAUAUUUUUUGUUGUUGUAUUUAUAGAUGGCUAGUUCAUUAGCUUAUUUUUUAUUUUUCAUUCAGGUAGACAAAUGUGGUUGACAAUAUUUUUGUAUAAUUGUAUUCUUUAGAUUGCAGUUUUGGAAGAUUUUUCUCCUUUGUUUAAAUUAAAAUAUUUUUAUAGUGACUUUUAUUUUUAGUUUACCUCAUAUUAUCAAAAAAUACCUUGCUAACUGCUAUAUAAUUAUAGACCGCAGUAAUUAUUUUCCUAGAAAUUUUUUAAAUAUUAACAAAAGUAAUAAAUUAUAAUUGAAAUUGACUUUGUUUUUAAUUAUUAUCAGUGUAACUACUGGAAUUUUUAUACAAUGAAUGUUUAAUCCAGUGUUCAAUUCAAAUCAGAUAAUGACUUGUUUUAUGCCUCUUUGUUGACUGAAUGCAUUUAAUAUGCUGUAAAAACUGUAUCUUGAUAUUUAAGAAUGUUAUAAUUUGUGUGAUAUUGACUAAUAGGGAAUUAAAAUGAGGUGGAUAUUUCUUCCCCUUAAAGGACAACUUAUUGAUGUAAUUAUGAAGUAAUUAUCAUCUGGUAUAAAAAUUUCACCUCUUUAAAGAAAGGGGAAAUAUUUUUGACUUGGAAUCAAAAAUGCUCAACUAAAUCAAAGUAACUAUUGGAAAAUUUCUGUAUAUUUUAAAAUAUUGUUAAGUAUUUCAAGAAAUUUUUAGUUAAAUUUCUUUAAAAAGAUAGGAAAUUCAUAGAAAUUCAUUAUUUCCAUUGAUUAUAGUUUAAAUUGAAGGAAUCCUGAUAUGAACAUUCUAUUUUUAUUGACAACUUCAUAAAUUUUGAAAAUAUUGUGAAUCUUAUUGAUGCAAUCUGAUUUCAGUAUAAUCAGUGAUUCAGCUUGAUUAUUUUUUAUACUUUAUAACAAAAUAUUUUUUUAAAAUAUUAAAUUGAAGUCAUUUUAACUGUAUCUGCCUUUUCCAAUUAGUCAUAAUGUAUAAUAUAUGCAACAAAUUGUGUAUACUAUUUUUAAUGAGAGUGCAAUUGUAUAUAGCCAUAUGUAAUAAAUAUAUUUGAUCAUUGAAACAUAUUUACAUUUAGAUAUGCUUUAUAAGUGCCUGGAAACUGUUUUGUUUCAUAAUGUGUUGUAGUAUAAUCUGUACAUAGUGCUUUUCUCAUUUAGUGGUGCUGAGAUCGUAAUCAUUUUUGUCAAGACUUAUUUAAGAAAUCAAAUCUGUUAAUUUGCUGUGUUUACUCUCCCAGUUAACUACAGUUGUUGACUAAAGCCAAAGUGAUUGUUUCCUUCAUUUUAUUGGUAUUAUAUUUACUAUUUUUUCUAGAUUAAGUGUUGCAUAUUUUUCUGGUGGUAAUUAAUGGUGUUCAGGAAAAUUCAUUAAAGGAUACAAGUCUUGUUUUUGAUCAUAAUAUAUUCAUUCUGUAAAUAAGAGUCCAAAAUUCAUAUAUGGGCACCUAAACAUUUUUUUUUUUUUUUCCUUUCUAAUGAUAUGUAUAAAGGGGAAAAAAAUUGAAAGUAUAUCAGAGUUUUAUGAAAUGUUAUUCAAAUAUUUUUAAAGAAUGGCUUGUUAAUAAUAUUGGAUAUAGCGUAAUGCCUAAUAUUGAAAUUUUGAAUGCUGUGCAUCAGAAAGUUCUGAUAAAUUUUGAGACAGUUUUUGUCUGUGAUAAGGAAAUUCUCAUUUUUAUAUUGGAUGUUGACUGUAUGACUGAAAAUAAUAAGUCUUGUUAGGCUAUAGUUUUCUAAGAAAGGUCCACUUGUAGUUUCUUAUAUAAGAAUUUUAAAAAAAUUAAACAGAUAUACAGAAGUAAAAUUUAUAAUCUUAAUUUUUUUAAUGUUACUAUUAAAGUAUUUUCCUUAUUUGGAUUUAUUAAGGAAAUAUAAUAUUUAGAUUUUUUUUCCAUCUUAAUUGCAGUCUAUUGGCAUACAUUUCUGAAAUAGUAUUUUUUUUUAUAUGAAGACAUACACAUAAUUUGUUUGUCUAAAGUAAACACUUUAUUUAAUGCUUAAACACUUUUUUUUAAUGCUUAAUCAAUAAGAUUCAAAUGAAAUUUGUACUUAUAUACUCAAACUAAUUACAGAUGAUUUUAAAUGAUAAUAUUUAUAUUUUCCUUCCUGUUUUAAAUAAUUUUGUCAGAUGUUGGUAUUUUUAGUAGAUCUUUUAUUUACCCAAUUUUUUUUAAAGAAUUUUUAUUGAUCUCAUUUAAAGAAACUAGGAUAAUAUUUUUUUAAAAAAAGUUUUGGAUUUAUUUAUAAAUGAACUGAAAUUUUUUACUGUAUUUCACAUAAGAAUUAAAGAUAUGGGACCACUGGAUCUUUUUGUUAGUUUUUGUAUGAUUUUACAACUUCAUGCCAUUGACUUUCUAAUGCUCAUUCUUUUGUGUAAUCAUGGAUCAGUCACAAUAUUAUUUGUGAAACAAAGUGCCUAUUUUAAAGUUUUUGCUUUUAUCUACAAUUUUGGAAAACUAUAACUUUGAUAAAGAGGAUAUUUUUAUUUUAGAAUACUAUUGCCUAUACUAUAUAUAUUUGUAAAUUUGUUUAAAUAAAUGAAUUUUCACUA
Molecule: messenger RNA, 5956 nt
Organism: Argiope bruennichi
Lineage: Eukaryota; Metazoa; Arthropoda; Arachnida; Araneae; Araneidae
Gene: Frl
Product: formin-like protein
Exons: 26
Coding region: 221-3337 (1038 amino acids)
Biological process (GO): regulation of cell shape; cortical actin cytoskeleton organization; cell migration
Cellular component (GO): cytosol
Molecular function (GO): small GTPase binding; actin filament binding
Source: RefSeq, a predicted model, not a curated record